AUGGGUGUGUACCUCAUUAUCAUAGCUGUACAGGACACUCGCUGGCAGGGAGAGUACUUCGAGCAUGACGUGCGGUGGAGAGGUGGCACAUUAUGUCAAGUGACGGGUGCCUUGUCCAUGCUCUCUAGUGAGGUCUCAGUUAUGCUUCUUACCGUCAUCACCGCUGACAGACUUAUCUGCAUCGUGUUCCAUUUUCGAGUUCAGCCUUUGAGCCUUAAGACUUGUUAUUUGAUUUGCUUAUUGGUCUGGUUACUGGGCUUCGUCAUAUCAUUUUUACCAAUGUCGGGUCUGAGUUAUUUCAAUGCUGUGGGGAACGGGAAUGGCUUCUACGGAAGAUCAACAGUGUGCCUGGCUCUUCAGCUGUCCAAUGACAGGCCGCCUGGCUGGGAGUAUUCUGUCAGCAUAUUCAUCGGCUUCAAUUUAGCAGCAUUUUUGUUCAUUUCGUUGUCUUAUAUGGCCAUUUUUUUGUCUGCUGUGAAAUCAUCGAGCGCGAUAAGAUCAACGAAUGUCAAACGGGAAUCAACCCUCGCCAAACGAGUCGCCUUUAUCAUUUUGACAGACUUCUGUUGCUGGAUGCCUGUGAUAAUUGUUGGUAUCUUAUCCUUGACCGGAAGUUUCAAUGAUCCCGAGAAGCAGGUAUAUGUGUGGAUGGCGGUAUUUGUACUUCCGUUUAAUUCCUCUGUGAAUCCUAUACUGUAUACACUUGCUACUCCUCAGAUGCGGGAUUGGUUCUGUAAAGAUUCUAAAAGUAAAGAGGAUGGAAAUAGAGGCAUUCGCCCUGUGGGUAAAUCAGCUGCUUUUUCCACAACACCUGCCAGCAAUCCUACUACAGGAAUAACAACGAUUGAACUCAGUGUGCCUUCACUGAAAUCCGUCGCCAAUCUGGAACGUAGUGGGUAUGUCAAUAAGGGUUUUCAAGACGAUACUUCGCAGCCAGAGAGAAGCAACAGUUUUGCUUCGGUGGAAAGUGGCUCUUUAGAAGAUAACUCGAGUGCUACUUACGACACUCGCCUCUGA
This is a messenger RNA of Pocillopora verrucosa, 1017 nucleotides long. Lineage: Eukaryota; Metazoa; Cnidaria; Anthozoa; Scleractinia; Pocilloporidae. The record is from RefSeq and is a predicted model, not a curated record.